CAGUCCUGUAUUCUGUCACGGUUCACAGAUGAUUGCGCGCGUUUUCAAGUAGUAGAAGAUGCUGGACGAUGUAUCCCGCUGUACCGGAUCUUCCUUACGUCCUGUCGGAACGUGAGGAAAUCAAUUCGAUUUUGUACAGACCGAUCAACUCGACGCAACGAAUAAAGUACACAUGCUUCAAUGCCUCAUCAAGUUACAUUAUACUGGGCUCGACCAGUGGCAGUGUUUACGUGUUCUCCAGAGAACCAUGUUCAUUUUUGCAGAUAAUACCCUUAUCGGAGGGUGUGGUUUCACGUGUAGCGAUAUCACCUGAUGAGAAGGCUGUAGCAUUAGCAACAACUCGUGGUACUGUCUGUGUAGUCUCUUUAAAAUCUACUCCUCAACUGAUAGCUAUAUCUAUGGAACAUAUGUACGAACAAAUUACUUGUCUCUGUUGGAAUAAUAAUAGCACUGAUAUAUAUGUAGGAGAUGCAGCUGGCAAAGUUUCCGUCAUGGUAUUAUCUAUAUUUGGGGUCAAUGGAAUGUUUCAAACACCAACAUGCAUACUGAUGAAUUUGGAUUCUAGUAUAGUGCAAUUGAACUUCUUUUCGCCUCUGCUCUUAGUCUCUACACUGGCGCGAUGUUAUAUCUGCGACACAGUUCAAGAGCAAUAUAAACAGAUCGGCAACAAGCCGCGGAAUGGCGAGUUUGGCGCGUGCUUUUACAAGAUGCACGAGAACGCCUUGAAUCUGCAAAAGGAAGAGAGAAGCAUCAAUGAUUCGCGUGGCGCGUUCAAUUUGAUCUCCGAUAAUGACAGCAAUAUCCUGGGCAAGGAGAAUCAUGCGAAGAUUUUUUGUGCUCGACCUAGCUCGAGAUUAUGGGAAGUAUCAGCUGAUGGGGUUGUCGUGAAAACGCAUCAGUUUAAAGAGGCUCUGGCCAUUCCUCCAAUAGCAAUAUUUCGAUCAGAUAGUAUUCUAGAAUCUAGUCAGAAGGAAGGGACAGAACGCGAGUGGCCGCCGCAAUCCAUCAAUUUCUCGCAUUUGCUCGUAAUUGCGCGUAGAUAUUUAUUUUCCUACACGAAUAGCGGUGUGUACAUUAUUGAUCCCAUCAGCGCGACUGUGUUACUGUGGAGCAACAAAUACACAAACAUCGCCAUGACCGCGGUCGUGGAUGAUCAAAUCUACCUGAUGACCUGUGAUAACGAGUUUCAUUGUCUAACAUUAUCAUCGCUCGAUAGCCUGAUAUUGUGGCUGUAUCGUCACGAGCGAUAUAGUGAGUGUUUAAAUGCGUGUUUUAUAUAUAGAUCGCUAUUAUUGAAAGCCAUCGAUACUAAGGAAAUCGUCGAAUUGUUUGAAGUGGAAGAUCUACCGCGAAUAUCACGAGAUGAGGAAGCGCUGGCGUUAUUGCGGCCGUUGAUAACGUUUUUGCAAGCCGGUAAUAAAAAUAGAUUAUCCAAACUGGACUCCGGAAUCGUAGUUGUGCAUUCUGAGAACGAUGGGUUCACGAAUAGAAGAACAUAUGGCUGUGAAACAAUGUCCGCGCUGCAGUCUCCGGAAACUUCUAGCGAAGAUUCAUCCGAUAUGCAAAUAAUAUCUGGGAGGAAUCGAGACAAAAAUCUUGCACGCGAAGAUAUACUUGAAAUAACUUCAGCAGAUGUACUCGAUUUAGACGAAGAAGCGUUGGGAAACAUCAAAGACGAUAAUCGUGAAAAUUUUGACGAUCCACAACAAAAUGUAAUGCACAGGGUGCAAUCCGAGUUGCAGCCGAUUUACGAUUUGAUAAACAGCGUUAGACCUAGUAUGUCGGAAAAAGAAAUCGAGGAGAUCAUUUCAGAAACGGACAAGCUGAUGAGAACUAUUAAGGAAUCUUAUAAAAGUUUACCUGGACUUCAGAGUUUCAUUUACGAAAUUACUCGCGCUGCCGAAUUGCACUAUUAUAACACGUUCUUGGAAAACGCUUCCGUUCAGUUGCUCAACUCCAUCAGCAACGAUUUGAUUGUACGACAAUUCGCACGAGCCUUUAUUCAAAUUAAUUCAUCAGCUUAUGCUAGAUGUAGUUGCGGUUAUCCCUAUCCGAUCGAUAAGCCAGUGGAGCCAAAAUUUUUGGCGAUCGGCGAAUCCUUGAUCAAGAGAUAUACGGACAUUGAUCUGCCGAAAGAAUGUAGCAAUAUCUGCGACCAGGUACCUUACAUGUGGCGUGAAUAUUUGGCCGUUCGCAUCGAACGAUGUAAUACGUUAGACGACAUAUUGAGACAGUGCCUUCAGACAAGGGACAAAGUCGUGUUGUCAUUCCUUUUACCGGCAUUGAAUGAGCAACAGUGGAAUUGCGUCAGCACGUGUCUGAGCGAGAUUGAAGAAGGCACUUGCCUGUUUUGUGCAAUGCCCUUGAUUGAGAAACCCGAUUACAAUAUACUUAUAGAUUGGAGCGGUAUCGCCGGAGAAAUCAUGCAGAGAGAGGGACCAGACAAGACCAUGGCAUUUCUGAUUAAGCUAGAAAGUAUGAUGCCGAAUGUUAAUUUUGACAGAAGCAUAUUCCAGUCUAUUGUAUUUACAAAAAUACUGCAUCACCAUGGUCUGAAGAAGUCAAUCGAUUUCAAUAAAACAAAUCAAUUAUCAUCGGAAUUUGGUACAAUGUGUUCGCCACAGGUGCGCGAUCAGCUGGCAAAAUCUCUUGAGAAAGAUUUAAGGCGACCGAUAAAUAAAAAUAUGUUCGGAACAGGCGCUCAUCAUUGGGGUAUAUGUCAUCAGGCUAAAUCAUCGACAUGCCCGUGUUGCACAUUAUCUUUACAGACACCGAUUUUACUAGGUAAUAACGGAAUCGCGAUCUUUCGUUGCGGUCAUGCCUAUCAUGUAAAUUGUAUGAUAGAGAGAAAGCUCACUAGAUGUAAUCUUCAUUAGAAAAUAUUGUAAAUACAAGUCAAAUAAAAAAAAAGAGUUAUACAUAGAAGAGUUAUACAUGUCUCUUAAAUUAAAUCUCUCUUCAUAUAUAUGUAUUCUUGAAUUUAUUAUUUAUUGCUUAUAUGUUUAUUAAAGUUCUCUUUCUCUCGCAAAUAUAUACUUGGAUUUAUUAUCUCAAUACAUUCAAUUAUCACAGUUGGAAAUUGAACAAACGAGUUUUCACAAUCAAGUCUCUUAAAUUAAUUGUAAGAAAAUCGCUAUGAUACAAAUACUAUUGUAUCACUUCGAUAGUGCGCAUAUUUUUUAAAAUCACUGAAUCUUAUGUAUUCGUUAUUAAAUUUUUUUUUUUGAUUGCAAUAAGAUGCUAUUAAUUACAAUUGCAAUGAUUGUUUAUAGCUUCUCUGUACAGAGAAUUAUCAGAUAUGUAUAUGUGUACAGCAUAUAAAAUAAAAUUUCCUCGCGUGAUUCCUGACGCCGCUUAUAAAACUUUUGCGAGAAGGAAAGAACAGAUGUGUACAUCUAUAUACAUUUACAUUAAUAUUACAUUAUUUAUCUUAUCACUUACCUUAUUCGCGACGUUAUUGAAAUAUUUAUUAUAAUUACACGCAUAUAACGUGUAAAUUUCGUAUAUUGAUCUAUUAUACAUAUGAAAAGUUGGUAACUAAUUUUUGUCGUACUCAAUUCUUUGAUUUUGCAAAGUAUGUUGUUCUUUAGAUAAGCGAAAGCUUAAAAUCUUAAUUAGAUUUUAAGAUAAAUGAUUAAAUAUCGACAUGCGUAUGUAUCCUUAUAUGGAAUAAAUUUCGUAUAAAAAAGUACAAAUCUGGACGACUUUCAUCACUAUUUCUAUAAACAUAUCAUAUAUUCUAAUGCAAUAGCACCGGACACAUUACUAUUUUUAAAUAUAUUUUAUAUAUGGAAUUAUAUUUCUAAAAUAUAUAUAAAAUUAUCAACUUUAGAGAGAAAAAAAUAUUUACUAACGAUAUUAUUUCGUGUAUAUCGAUAUCACAGUUUAAAUUGCAAUAAUAUAUAAAUAUUUCCUGUGACUUUCUAUCACAGUAUGACUAGAAAGUGUUUCUCCUUUAAAAUCUAACUUUGUACAUACACUUCGUCUAUAAAAUCAUUUUGUAUAUACUUAUAAAAAAGUAAUAAAACUUAUUAUUGCAGACAUAAAUAUUGGUAAAAUAAUUUUAGCUUAUAUAUAUGUCCUCUCUAGUAAUUUAUGUCUAUAUAUGUUUCAGUUGAAGCAAUAUAUACUCUCAAUUUUAUGAAUUCUUGAGCAAAAUAUCUCGAGUAUAUACUAAAUCGUAGAAAAAUAUUUCAUUUUCUUUCAAUGGAUAUCAUGACUUGCGCGUGUCUAUUUUUGUAUUAUAUCGUGGAGAGAAAUAAGAGAUAUAAAUGAUUACAAUAAAUCGCAAAAUAUUAUCGAGAUAUCUCCACAUUUUUCAAAAAAUUUGCAAUACAAUUUGGAAGCAGAAAGAUUCUUUUCGAAAUAUAUAACUGUUAGUUCUAUAUGCUUCCAUAUACUUGUUCAGAACCGAGAUCAUGCAAUGUUUAACAUUUUUAAUAUUUUAUAAAUAUCAUCAAUGCCAUUGCCAUUAAAUCGAACACUAUAAUUACACCAAUUAGAUUUUUCGUAAAAUAAAGCAUUGUACUUUGAAUAGUGGCAAUAGAGAAAAUGUAGAUGUUGACAGAUAUAUCAGCGAUACAUUUUCUCUCGAUAUAAUCAUUUUGCCGAUAAAUAGUAAUAACAAGAUCGAAUUAUAUAAAGAGGAAGCAGUUUGUAAGAUGAUCUUAACACGUCGCUCUCUCUGCUGUGCAGUUGUUUUGCCGAUUUCAAUAAUUGCCAAAUAUUAUUUCAACAAUUUGUAUGUACAAUAAAUUACUAAAAAAAUGAAAAGAUAUUGUGCGCAAUCGUUAAAAUUCUAACAAUACACAUACACAGUGGACAACGUGUUAAUAUAAUUUGCAAAAUAAUCGAGAGUUGCGAUUGUACAUUAAAUCGUUUACAAAUAAGUAUACGUCGUUCCUCUUUUUCUUUUCAGAGAUUAUUAAUAUGUAAGAGACAUUAAAUGGAAAAGUCUAUUUUUUUACGAAAAAGUGCAUAUCCGUUCAUAUUUUGUGUACGCACAAAAUAAUACGCUUAAAAUUAAAUAUAACUAUAUAGAGCUGCUUUCUCUGUGUUGCACUUACCCAUUAUUACGUCCAUAUACAUAUCUCUCCCAGGCAACCUUAUUUUCUUUCUCUUUCUCUCUCUCAAGUGAGAGACUACUAUUACGCAAAUAAAAUGUUAUGUGAAAUCAAAGGUAUGACAAAUAAUCGCAAUCAUGACUUAUAUUAUGUCGGUGAAAUGAUUGCGGUUUUUAGUCUGCGAGUUGAUUGAAUACCUCUCUUGAGACGUGAUCAUAUAACGUGCAUUUAGCACAUACACAUAAACAAAGUUUUUAGAGAGUAAAAUUGAUAAAUAUGCAUAGGAAUAAAUUGCGGACGAUUGUACUCGUGCGAUCGUACAUGAAAUCACGCACAAAACAUCAACAAUAGAAUUCUAAAUUAAUAAAGCUAUCAUUAUAAUUGACUAUUAUAAUACAGACUAAUGUGGAAUUAUUUUAUGGCAGCAUAAUAUAAGAUUCUAAUAUUGAUAUAUAUUGUGCGCGGUUUCUAAAAAGAUAUUUGUAAAACAUUUACAUCACAAUUUCAUAAUUAUGUGAUGCCUUUUUGCGGAGCAAUAUCAUUAAAAAAAUCGUCAAAAUUUGCUAUAAUAUUGCAUAUGAGAACAGCUUUCUGUAUUUAUAUUAGUAAACGCUAUGUGUUUCCUUCUUUCUCUCUCUCGUAAAUGUAAAUGUACAAAAAUUCUAUUAAAAAAUCAUCGCACUUCAAAAUUCAAUAUCAAACUAGAAUAACUAGCAGUCAUUCUCAGAUGAUUCAACUAGAAAUAUAGCAAAUAUGUUCUACUUUAAUGGCAUUUAAAUGGGAUGCCAAAUAUUAUCGCACAUUUAACAAUAUCAAACAUAUGAACAGAAUUAUACGAUCGCGCUUUGUGUAGCACAAUCAAUCUUCAAUUAAAAAAUUGCUACGGUUCUUAUUAAAUACGUGUUAAAAUUUGAUGCGCAAAUAAUCACAAAUUUUUUCAUAAAUUCAAGGAAAAUUUUACAAUGGAUUUUCGCAAUAUUCAAAUAAUAUUGAAUGUGCAAUUUAUCUCGAGCAGUUUUUUUAAUUUUGUGAUAUGACUAGAUAUUAAAAAAAUCUCGAGCUUAAAAAUGCAAUCGAUGCAUUGUAAAACUUAAGAAUACAUUAAUUAUAUUAUAACAAAAGAUUCAUUCCUCAUGUAUGUGCGUCGGAUUCUUUGACAUAAAUAAAAUUAAAAUAUAUUGGAUGUAUAAUUCAUGCAGAAAUAAUCUUAAAGGAAAGAAUCUUUUUUCAAGCACUAAUGGGUGGUAAAUCAUAAUGUUAAAAACGUAUUAUAUAAUCUUUAGCCACACAUCAAUUAAUAUAGUAUUCCAUCAAAACUUCUGAUUAUCCAGAUUACAUGAUAAAAGUAAUUUACAAUUUUUGUAAUUUGUAAUAUAAUCAAGUCAGAAAUACAUUUACAUACGUGACUUUUUACUGUUGAAAAUAUGGUCUUAUUUAAUGCGUAUAUCUACUAAAAUUCACUUCUCCUAUUCCUGAAAAAAGAUAAAUAAAAUUUUAUCCUUUAAAAUUCUAUCCUUCUGGAAAAUUACAUAAAGACUAGUUGAGCGUAAAAAUUAAAAAGAUACUGUUCAAAAAGUAUUAACUUCAAUUUACAUAGAUAAGAAAAAUCACAUGAUCCUACUUCAUUGUUAAAUUAUGUAUAAAAGAUAAACUUUGUCAAAAACUUUUGUUUGUGUUCUUCUGCUCUCUUAUUUUUCGUAGAAUUUACAAGCACUUUGGAAUUAUUUGUUAAUCCAACAGAAUUUUAUUUGAAGCUUAAGUCUACCUAUAGAUUUGCAAAAAAAAUGAAUAUUUCAUUCUUAAAAAUGGAAUGUGUACAGUGUUUGAACAUAGGAAGAAUAUUAACAAUUUGCAUUUCAAAGUCAUUUUGCAAAAAAUCUUAAUUUUUCUCUUUCAAAUGGCUGAUGACUCUGUUAUGCAAAAUUUAUUAAUGUAUUGUUAGACAGACUUAACUCAAUAAACUUAUGUUUAUAGUCAAAUUGUUAAUUUCAUUAAUUUAUAAUAAAAUAAAAUAUAUAUAAUGUAUUGCGUUCGAUAUGUCAAUAUCUUAUGUGAUAUAUCGCCGCCGACUAUCAUUUUAAAUAAACAAUUUGACUAUUCCAUAUAUCAAAUAAUUUUGAUUUUCUUAAUGCUAUUUGCAUAGUCAUUAAUAUCAAUGGUAUAUAAUAAUCAUUGACUAUAUACAUAUGUAUAUGUAUAUAUACUUUGAAUACUGUUAAUAUACUUUGAAAGUAUAUGCGAUUAUAACCAAAGUUUCAUGCAUUUUUUAACUUAGUCUUACAGCUCAUAACACAAAAAGUCGGGAGAGAUUGUUGAUUUUACAUAGGAAUAAUUGCGUUAUAUAUAAAAUGCUUCGUGAGAUAAGUUUCCAAAUAUUCUCUAUGAAAUUUGUUUAAAUUUUUAGUAUCAACAUAUAUGUUACAUAUUAUUAUUAAUAUAUAACUGUACAUGUGAAAGAGAAAUGCACAGUAUAAAUUUUUACAAAAUACAUAGUAUGAGAUAAUAAUCUAUAUAGUUCAUUCUCAGAAGCAUGAUAUUUGCGCAUUUAUUUUUAAUUUCUUAUUAUAAAGCACACUCCAACUUGUAUUUCUUCGAAAAGCCGAUCAUAUAUAAUCACUAAAGAUUUAUUUCACUUGCAACGAAAAACGUUUUCUUUUUAAUUAUAAAUUCUCAGAUGAGUGUACAGCUUUUUUUAAAUAUUGAAUAAAAGAUCUUGCAAGUUACAGAGGCCGAUCACACGCAUCAGAGAAUUAAUACAUAUGUAUAUAUAUAAAAUGAU
Messenger RNA from Cataglyphis hispanica, 7842 nucleotides. RefSeq names its product BLOC-2 complex member HPS5 homolog (gene pink). Gene Ontology annotation, biological process: developmental pigmentation. Gene Ontology annotation, molecular function: protein binding. NCBI's taxonomy places the organism in Eukaryota, Metazoa, Arthropoda, Insecta, Hymenoptera, Formicidae. The transcript has 6 exons. Gene Ontology annotation, cellular component: cytoplasm. The record is from RefSeq and is a predicted model, not a curated record. Bases 69 to 2876 code for a protein of 935 amino acids.